Messenger RNA from Homalodisca vitripennis (glassy-winged sharpshooter), 2200 nucleotides. RefSeq names its product probable cytochrome P450 6a14. The record is from RefSeq and is a predicted model, not a curated record. The transcript is spliced from 4 exons. Gene Ontology annotation, molecular function: monooxygenase activity; iron ion binding; oxidoreductase activity, acting on paired donors, with incorporation or reduction of molecular oxygen. Bases 278 to 1780 code for a protein of 500 amino acids. Lineage: Eukaryota; Metazoa; Arthropoda; Insecta; Hemiptera; Cicadellidae.
UUCUGUAUGUUGUCUGCCUGUCCACAUGAUAUCGAAAGAAUUACAUUAGCUACAGACUUGAAAUUGUGCACGUAGCGUGACCUACCCCUACUUUGUUUAUAUAAUUUAUUCAAUAGUUUAAUGUUGACUGUUAGAUUAAAAAUCUCAUAUAUGAAUAUUGAUCCAAUUUUUAAAAAUUAAUUAGGCUAUCCUUUUAAACUACCAAAAAGUAAUAGUUUCAUAACGCAAACAUUUAUUGUUAUUUUACUAAGGCUUUAUUCUAUGUUUCAGAAACAAAAUGGAAAUAGCCACUGUUUGCACACUUGCUUUAGCGCUGUUAGCGCUAAUAUUACUGGCUAUCUUAAUCAAGAUAUAUUCCUCAUUCAACUAUUUCCAGAAAAGAAACAUUCCGUACGAAAAGGCAAAGAGUGUUUUCGGAAGUGGCAGCGGAUCUAAGAGUUUGACAAUGUUACUGUGGGACAUGUACAAGAAGAGUGGCCAUCACAAGUUGUACGGGUACUUUGUCAUGUGGAGACCAUCCGUGCUCGUGAAAGACUUGGACUUGUUAAAGUGCAUUCUCGUCAAGGACUUCUCUGUCUUCACUGACCACGGGAUGUACUACGACGAAAAGGCGGAUCCACUUUCGGGUCAUUUGUUUGCACUCGAAGGGGAAAGGUGGAGGAAGCUAAGAGCGAAAAUGUCACCAGCGUUCACGUCUGGGAGGAUGAAAUUGAUGUUCCACACGAUCACCAGGUUCGGGAACAAGUUAGUGUCGUACAUCGCGGAAAAACCGGAGAACGAGUCUAUAGAGUGUUAUCACCUCGUGGCCAAAUACACCUUGUCCAACAUCGCUAGCACAGCGUUUGGAAUCGAGUCGGACGUUUUUGCCGAGGAUUCUCUCUUCAUGAAGAUGGCGUUAAGAUUCAACUUACCGAAUUUCGAGCAGUUCUUGAGAUCAUUUUUAACAUUCAAUUUUAAAGGCAUUGUUAAAUAUAUACCUUUCAGAAUUACCCCAAAAGAGGUUUCGAAAUUUUUCCUGCAGCUGUUCAGAGACGCUGUCAAGUACAGGGAGAAGAACAACAUCGUACGAAAUGAUUUUCUCCAGAUGCUCAUCAAUUUGAAAAAUAAUGGUUCUAUUGAAGAUGCUACAGCAGUGGAUGAAAGUUUCACCCUGACGAUGGACCAGUUAUCAGCUCAAGGAUUCGUUUUCGUCUUGGGAGGCUUUGAGACAACAGCGUUAGCCCAGACUUGGGCUCUGUAUGAGUUGGCCUUGAACCCGGAUAUCCAGCAAAGACUUCAGGACGAGGUAGACUCAUUGGAUCAAUGGUCCUACGAGAACAUCCUUGGUCUUGAGUAUCUCGACAUGGUUCUCAAAGAAACCCUAAGGAAGUACCCAACGGUUCCGUUUAUUAUACGGAGAUGUGACGAGAAUUACAAGGUGCCUGGGAGUGACGUCAUCAUAGAGAAAGGAAGUGACAUCAGUGUAUCUGUCUACGGUCUCCACAGGGACCCCGAACUUUUCCCAGAGCCCGAAAAAUUUGACCCGGAACGCUUCGGGCCCAAUCCUUCUCAUGAAAUCAAGCCGUUCUCCUACCUGCCAUUUGGAGAGGGGCCUCGCUUCUGCAUUGGGAUGAGGUUCGCCAAAGUGCAGGCCAAGGUGGGCAUCGCUAUGUUGAUGAAGCACUACACGGUAGAACCGACUGAGAAGACCGCAAUUCCGAUGGUUCUGCAUCCUCUGACCGUCCAGCCGACUGCCAAGGACGGCGUCUGGCUUAAGUUCACCCGAAGAAACAAGCUUUAACAUUAUGUUACGUGUUUUGCCAAUCUUUAGCUCUUUUUUGGGGAUAGUUUAAGAGCUACACAAAAACAAUAGUGUUUUAUAUUUUUAUACUAUAGUCACAUAAUAUUGUGAGUAAUUAUGAUGUUUAUGUUGUGAUAGAAAAAUAGUUUCAAUAAAUUGUGUAACAUUUUUCAUUAUAGUAAUUGUAAAUAUAGCAAUGCAUAGCUUUAAUUAGGUUUUAGUAAUAAAAGUUUGGUUUUGCAAACUACGAUGAAAUGGAAAUACACUUUUAAUCUGUAGCAUACUUCUAUCGUCCAACGUUUUCUUUUAAAUAUAGCACGGCAAGCUAAAUAUAGUAAGAGAUAACAUAAUCGUAUUAAAAUGAAUAUAAGUACGGUAAUCUAUUCUUGCAAUAUUUUUUACUCGAGUGAAUAUUAUAUU